This is a messenger RNA of Hevea brasiliensis (rubber tree), 2554 nucleotides long. RefSeq lists its product as uncharacterized. The coding region runs from base 497 to 2143 and encodes 548 amino acids. The record is from RefSeq and is a predicted model, not a curated record. Lineage: Eukaryota; Viridiplantae; Streptophyta; Magnoliopsida; Malpighiales; Euphorbiaceae. Gene Ontology annotation, biological process: peptidyl-serine phosphorylation; intracellular signal transduction. The transcript is spliced from 14 exons. Gene Ontology annotation, molecular function: protein serine/threonine kinase activity; ATP binding.
AAAAAAGUCUUCGACUGCUAAGUGAAAAAUAAAAGGAACAAAAGGGAAAGCAAACCAAAAGGAAAGAAAGACAUCAACUUUCAACGCUACCCAAUGCCUAAUCUAAAAUUAUGAAGACAAAGUGCUCUCUCUUCCUUACAGUUCCUUCUCUACCGAGAAUUGCGGUCCAUCAGCUUCCUCUCUUUUCCCUCUCUCUGUCAAUCCUACAACUCACAGGUACUUUCUUCUUCCUCUAAAUCCAACUCUUUACAAUUAUCUUAUCCGAUUCAGUUUCUACAGGGUCACCAACUCUCCGUCCGGAAAUGCUCGAAGUCUUCAAUAAUCAAUGCCAUCUAUAAAUCUGCUUGAUCUCAUCAGUUACACUACUUUCUUAAGUUGAAAAGUGUACGCGACUCAGUAAUCAAAUGUAUAUCUAAAAGUACAGGUCAACAACAUUUUUCCUUUUCUUUUUAUUCCCACUUAAAAAAAAGGUUGAGAUAUUUAUCAAUUGAAGCACAUGGAUUCUGUGAGAUGUUGGUUUACCAAAUUGAAAUCAAAAGAUAAGUUGAAGUCUGCAAAAAAUAAGGAAACCGCAGGCAAUGGGAAGGAGGGGUCAAAAGCACCUACAAGUGAAGAAGCACCAUCAAAUGUAACCAAGCAGAGGGCUGCUGCUGCAAAGCAGUAUAUUGAAAACCAUUACAAAAAGCAGAUGAAGAGCCUGCAAGAGAGGAAGGAGCGACGUAAUGUACUUGAGAAGAAGUUGGCUGAUGCCGAGGUCUCUGAGGAAGAGCAAAAUAAUUUACUGAAGUAUUUAGAGAAGAAGGAAACAGAAUACAUGCGCCUUCAGAGACAUAAAAUGGGUGCUGAUGAUUUUGAACCCUUGACAAUGAUAGGCAAGGGCGCAUUUGGGGAGGUUAGAAUCUGCAGGGAAAAGUCAACUGGUCAUGUGUAUGCUAUGAAGAAGCUUAAGAAAUCAGAGAUGCUUCGGAGAGGCCAGGUUGAACACGUGAAAGCUGAAAGAAAUCUACUUGCAGAGGUUGAUAGCAACUGCAUUGUCAAACUCUACUGUUCCUUCCAAGAUGAAGAGUAUCUCUAUCUCAUCAUGGAAUAUCUACCUGGUGGAGAUAUGAUGACUUUACUAAUGCGCAAGGAUACACUAACCGAGGAUGAGGCAAGGUUUUAUGUUGGUGAAACUGUCUUGGCCAUUGAGUCUAUCCAUAAACAUAAUUAUAUUCACAGAGACAUCAAGCCUGAUAACUUGCUACUUGAUAGACAUGGUCACAUGAAAUUAUCAGAUUUUGGAUUAUGUAAACCAUUAGAUUGCAGCAAUCUUCAAGAAAAGGAUUUUUCACUUGGAAACAACCUUAGUGGAGCUCUUCAGAGUGAUGGACGCCCUGCAGCACCAAAGCGCACACAACAAGAGCAAUUGCAGCAUUGGCAGAGGAAUCGGAGGAUGCUUGCUUAUUCUACAGUUGGAACACCUGACUACAUUGCCCCGGAGGUUUUACUGAAGAAAGGAUAUGGAAUGGAAUGUGAUUGGUGGUCUCUUGGGGCAAUCAUGUAUGAAAUGCUUGUGGGAUACCCACCCUUUUAUUCAGAUGAGCCUAUGUCAACUUGUAGGAAGAUAGUUAACUGGAGAACCCAUUUAAAAUUUCCAGAAGAAGCAAAGCUAUCUCCAGAAGCUAAAGACCUUAUCAGUAAACUCUUAUGUAAUGUUGACCAGAGGCUUGGAACAAAAGGCGCAGAUGAAAUAAAGGCUCACCCAUGGUUUAAAGGUUUAGAAUGGGACAAAUUGUAUCAAAUGAAAGCCGCAUUUAUUCCUGAGGUCAAUGAUGAGUUGGAUACUCAAAACUUUGAGAAGUUUGAAGAGGCUGACAGCCAAAUUCAGAGUUCAACGAAAGCUGGUCCAUGGAGAAAGAUGCUUUCAUCUAAGGAUAUUAAUUUUGUGGGUUAUACAUACAAGAACUUUGAAAUUGUAAAUGACAAUCAGUUACCUGGGAUUGCUGAACUAAAGAAGAAGAGCACAAAACCUAAGAGACCGUCUAUCAAAUCCCUUUUUGAAGAUGAGUCAGCUGCUGCCAAUCAACCUGUGCAAGGGAGCUUCCUCGGCCUCUUGCCUCCUAAAAUAGAUGAAGCUUCUGAGCUACCUAGUAGAUCCAAAUGAGCCAUACUAGUCUCUGUAUGACAUCAGAAGGUCACAGAUGUUCAAUUAAAGUUCAGCUGAAGAGUAUUAAGUUUUCUAGUGAGUAGGGCUUUUUGGUUCGCUGAUUCCUGCAGAUAUAUUUUCCGGAAUGAAAAUUUCAGGGGAAAAGACUCCAAGGACUGAGUGGUUUGAAAUGCUAAUUGGCUAUUGGCCUAGUUUAACGUUCUUAAUCCUUGUAAAAUAAUUUCAUGGUAAAUAUUCUUUUGAAAUGGUUCUUUAUUUGUGUUAUCUCCUAUGAAAAAGCUGUGAGAAAUUCAUUACAAAAGUUGUAUUAUGUUUUCCUUUCUUUCAUGUAAUUAUUAACUUUUCAGUGUUGGGUUGAUUAUAGGUGUACUAUUAUAAAUGUAAUUAUUAAAAUUUCGAGAUUCAGAA